AUGAACGAAUGGCUGGAGCGCGUUCGUGUUGUCGUUGGUGACAUCACGAGCUUGAAGGUCGACGCGAUCGUCAACGCGGCGAACACGUCGCUGCUCGGCGGCGGCGGGGUCGACGGCGCAAUCCAUCGCGCGGCGGGCCCGAGACUUCUCGAACACAACCGAACGCUCAAUGGAUGCGCGACCGGCAAAGCGAAGAUCACGCCGGCCUUCGGCCUCGAAGGCAACGGCGUUCGCCACAUCAUCCAUACCGUGGGCCCCGUCUGGGGCACCGACCCGCGUGCCGACGGAAGCGAACCACUCGGCUACCGCCUCGAGGACAACCAACUCGGCGAGUGUUACCAAAGCUGUCUCGAACUCGCGCGCGACAAUGGAGUGGAGACGAUCGCGUUUCCGGCGAUCAGCACCGGCGUCUACAACUUCCCGAAGGCACGUGCCGCUCAAAUCGCAGUCGGUCAUGUUCGCGCCUGCCUCGCGCGCGAAGACAAACCGGCGGGCGUCUUCUUCUGCUGCUUCUCCGAAGAGGACGCGGCGUUCUAUCGCGCACAUCUCGCUCCGGUUGGUUACGCCGACCCCAUCAACAUCGGCGAUUGA
Molecule: messenger RNA, 591 nt
Organism: Nerophis lumbriciformis (worm pipefish)
Lineage: Eukaryota; Metazoa; Chordata; Actinopteri; Syngnathiformes; Syngnathidae
Source: RefSeq, a predicted model, not a curated record